CGGGUUUGAGGGGGCCGGUCUGUUACGCGGCGGUUGCAACGUAAUCCCUGCUAUUACUGCUGUAUAACUUUGAGCUUGUUGAAGACAGCCACUAGACGGAAUGUGCAAAGUAGAUACAUUUGUGUGUUUGUGUACUAAGCCUGAGAUAGUGCACUCUUAUUUUACACAGCGUUCGAUAAUUUCCUUCGGUAAAGGUUACUACGGACUGACCACAUCAUUCUCGGAUACCUUCGUUUUUUUCUAUUGACACUGACAACAAACGAAUCUUUUUUUCUUUUACUCAGUCUAUUAUAAAAAGGAUUUGGGAGAGAAAGGAAAAUUGUAAUCGUGAUGGCAAAGACAAGAGGUAUGGAGCGAUGCAGGAAUUAGUCGCUCGUUGUUCCUCGGUAUACAGCGCGCAGUGACCGUGCAGAGCAGGGUUUUUCUCCGCGGCACCUCGCGCACCAGAGGGGCUGGAUUGUUCCCGGAGAGUGCUCCAUCCAGUGUGAUGACGUUUUGCCACUUUCUCAGUGGCCAUUGACGAGGGUAUUUCAAGGACUUAAAUUUCAACCAGCGUUCAGUUCUCAGAUUUUCAGUGGUCUUUCGCCGCUGCUUGUCUUGAACAGUAACAAAGAGCGGGGACGCGCAUUCAUGGAAUGCGACUUUGACAGCUCUCCACUUCUUAUCUAUUGACUUUAUCAACCGGCAAGCGGGAACGUGCAAGUGAGUGAAGGAGAUGGCCGAGGUUCCAGACCCUGAGCCUUUAUCUGACCUGGACGUGGCGAUAGAUCCAGACUUCGAACCACAGAAACGGCCGAGAUCAUGUACCUGGCCCUUGCCAAGACCCGAGUCAAACGCGGGUAAACCGGAGAGCCAUGACACGGACAUCAUACCGGAGGAAGAGGACGAUGAAGAGGACAAUGCCACUUCUAUGUGCAUCAAUGUCAAUGGCUCCAGUGUGACUGCGGAGGACCAGAGCAGCAGUAGUCCCGUAGCAGAAGGAUUGCUCGCCUCCCUCAGCCAGGAAAACGGAGGCUCCCCGCUUUCCUCUCACUCCCCCACGGCUACCUCGGGCGCUCUGAACACCAACGGUCCGGGAGCGCAGCAGACUCCUCGGAAGUCCUCGUCGCGCCGGAAUGCGUGGGGGAAUCUGUCUUACGCCGACCUGAUCACCAAAGCCAUAGAGAGCACGCCAGACAAGAGACUCACCCUGUCACAGAUCUACGACUGGAUGGUGAGAUGUGUGCCGUACUUCAAAGACAAAGGCGACAGCAACAGCUCGGCUGGGUGGAAGAACUCCAUCCGCCACAACCUAUCCCUCCACAGUCGUUUCAUCCGGGUCCAGAAUGAGGGAACAGGGAAGAGUUCCUGGUGGAUGAUCAACCCGGAGGGGGGGAAGGGAGGGAAGGCCCCUCGCCGCCGCGCUGUCUCCAUGGACAACAGCAACAAGUACACCAAGUCUGCCCGCGGCCGGGCAGCCAAGAAGAAGGCUGCUCUGCAGGCGGCGGCAGCGGCGGCCGGCGAGGGGGGCGGGGACAGCCCCUCGGGCCUCUCCAAGUGGCCCGGCAGCCCCACGUCGCGCAGCAGCGAGGAGCUGGAUGCCUGGACCGACUUCCGCUCACGCACCAACUCCAACGCCAGCACAGUGAGCGGGCGCCUGUCCCCCAUCAUCGCUAACCAGGAGCUGGACGAGGUGCCCGACGACGAGCCGCCACUCUCACCCAUGCUCUACUCCAGCCCCGGCAACGCCGUCGGUGCUCUGUCGCCUGGCAACGCCGGCGCCACGCCCAACGGCAAGGCCCUGCCCGCCGAGCUGCCCAGGCUGGCGGACCUGGCAGGCACCAUGAACCUGAACGACGGGCUGACCGACGACCUGAUGGGGGAGCUGCUGGACAACAUCACCCUGGUGGCUCCGCCCCCUGCGGCCGGCGUCCAGCGAGGCUCCGCAGGCUUCGUGUUCAGCGGCAAGCCCUCCUCCAUGGGUCCGCCCUCGCCUGCCUCCCCCGCCUCCUCCACCUCCCCCGCCAACGGCGCCAACGGCGGCUACACCAACUCCAUCUUCGGGCCGCACGCGGCAGGCUCGGCGCUCCGGCCCGCCCCCAUGCAGACCAUCCAGGAGAACAAGCAGACGUCCUUCUCCUCCAUCUCCCGCUUUGGCAGCCAGACCCUGCAAGACCUGCUCAACGCGGACGGACACGUCCACAGCGACGUCAUGAUGACCCAGUCGGACCCGCUCAUGUCACAGGCCAGCUCCGCCGCCGUCAUCUCCCAGAAUUCUCGGCGAGGCCUGAUGCUGCGCAGUGACCCCAUGAUGUCGUUUGGCAGCGCAGUGGGUGGCCAGGGCGGGCUCCUGAACCAGAUCAACCACAACCAGGGGCCCAGAAGGUCACUGAACGGGGUGCUGAACAACGAGGCCAGCAGUCAGGCCAACAGCAAGCAGCAACUUCUCCACUCUCCACUGGGGGGGAACGGCUCGUCCUCCACCAUGAUGAUAGACUCCUCCCUCUUCCUGAACGGCACAGGGGGCGGGGGCAUCUGCCUGGGCCAGGAUCGCUUCCCCACGGACCUGGACCUGGACAUGUUCAAUGGGAGCCUGGAGUGUGACAUGGACUCCAUCAUCAAGAACGAGCUGAUGGAAGCCGACGGGCUGGACUUUAACUUUGACUCUCUCAUCAACAUGAACAGCUUCGGCAGCACCAAGCACGGCUCGCAGAGCUGGGUCCCUGGCUGAGGUUCACACACUGGAGCGGGCAGAGCAGGUAUCCAAACUGUAGCAAAGAGAACAUCAGACACCAAACGUCCUAUCUGCCAAACCUGCCAUUAGCACAACAUAGAGGAAUACGACCCUGCCUGUUUACAAAUGAGAACACUACUCCUCACUCCCUUCUCUGACGGCCCGUGGGCCCUGUCCCAGACAAACACUCACGCCAUGUGUCGCCUCACCUUGGGCUUCCUCGGCUCCAGCAAAACAACACGAUAAACAAACUAGCAAGCAGGAUGUGAAACCAUCGCAAGAAACUCAUCUCAGAAUUAUGCAAUCUUCCUUUGAGACAAAAACAAUAACUACCACAAGACAAAUGUCCAUGGAUUUCAGAAAUAGACUGCUUACUGGAUGCAUGGGUUCCGGGUAGGGUGAAAAGACUCAUGGCUAUCAUGGUUGGUUGUAGUGUACAGUGCACUUGUUCCUGUCGAAGAAAAAAGAUAAAAGUUAAAAAAAAAGUGAUGUGGUGUAAAUCGAAUAACAGUGGUUCUCUGGGGUGUGUUAUGUUUAAAAUCUUCCCUUUGUUUUCACUCAGUGAUUUGAAAUGUUCUAUUUUUGUUUUUGGACUUCCUGUUUAGCAUCACUGUUUCCUCGGCAGCAUACAUGUCUAUUUGUUCAAAGUAUUGAUGAAAUGAUGAUGAAGACGAAGAGUGAGGGAAACUAUCUGCACUCAAACAUACAAACCACACACACACACACUCACCUCGCCCCAAAUGACAAGACUCCAAAGCCCUUAGGGAGUGGAUCUCACAACACAAUGCACUUCAGCUCUUUAAUCGUUUGGUUAUUAAUUUUUAAAUAGUUUGAUUAGUUCAAUUUUAAACAACUUACCAUAUAUUGAUAACCACAUAUUAAUGAUACAAUUAUCCUAGUAUCCUAUCGAAUACUAUAUAGAGAGAGAUUGUUAUCUUUUGUGUGUAUCUAACUGUAAACAAAAAAAAAGAGAAAAAAGAGAAACAGAUAGCAGGAUGUAGCCAUUGACCUCUUUGGCGCAGCACGGUCAUGAAGGAGGGGAGGGGUUCAGUAGGAGGGGCUUAGGCUUUCCUAGCUAUUGGAGGGGUUCAGUAGGAGGGGCUUAGGCUUUCCUAGCUAUUGGAGGGGUUCAGUAGGAGGGGCUUAGGCUUUCCUAGCUAUUGGAGGGGUUCAGUAGGAGGGGCUUAGGCUUUCCUAGCUAUUGGCGGGGUACCGCCUAGUUUGUUUGACACAGCAUACUAUGUAGCCAAAAUAUAAAAGCUACGUGCUAGCGUAGCAAACAUUUCCACGCCAUAACGGGUGCUAUGUUGACAGUGUUGAGUCCAGGCCAUGGAGAACAAGACCUGCGUUUUUACCUGCAGGACUGCAGAACCUGGGACUGCAGCGUAGCAUGGCAGGGGGCGGAGUCUAUAGAUGGAGGGGGGAGGUUGUACUUUUAGACCCUCCCCCUUCUGGCGGCCACUCUUUCCUCUUGAACUAAAAACUAUAAGCUAUCUGUGUAUAAUUGCCAAAUUACUUGAAACAUGUACGUACAGUAGGAGAUGCUGGCAGCCAAAAACACAACACAAAAACACAUGAAAACACACUUACACACAUGUACACACGCACACACACAGUUAUGCAGACACAUAGCUAGAAUAAAGAGCAGGGAUGUGUGUUGAACUCUGCUGUGUUUUUGUGGUGAGCAGGUGGGUCUUGUUAUUAUGCAUAUGUCCAUCACUCAGGGGAUAGGAGGAGACAGACCAUCAUUUGAACACCAGGUUCCAUCUCCAUGGUGUCUAAAAACAUUUGUUGGCGGAAGAAAAUACAAUUAAAUGCUUGUUUUGUGAACUUCAAACCUGUGAACUUAGACUGCCUCCUGGAAGAGGGGUUAAAUCAAAAGAGCUAAUCAGGUUGAAGACCAGCUUUCUCACUGGGUUCUGUUGGUUUGGUCUUAUAAGUCUUUCUCCUCACCUUGGUCACAUUUCACACCCCAUCACACACACCUUACAGGCACGCUUGGGGAUUUUUCAAGCCCCUGUAUCUCAUAAGUGUGUGUUUAAGUGUGUAUGUAAGUGUAUGUGUGUGUGCAACCAUGAAGUUUAUUGUUUCCUGUUUCAUUUUUGUGUCACAAGGAUAUGUUAUCCUUGGUUAAACCCCAUGUAAUGCAGCCUCUGUGCGCAUGACUGUACGCAUCAUGAACUGUAUGAAAUGCAUGUAUAUAUAUAUAUAUUCAUAUAUAUAUAUAUAUAUAUAUACUCCCUCGAUGUCCUACUAUACUGAGGUAGUACUUGACCCUUUGGUUUCUGUGAUUCCUUGGAAGGUAGAGAUGAAGAACUAGAAAGUAAGCCACCAUGACUUGGGGGGAGGGGGGGGACUGGGUUAGGGUGAGGGGUCGGGGAGGGGAAGGGAGGGGAAGGGAGGGGGGGUAAAAUGACAGAGGCGAAAAGGAAAACAGAAAAAUGACAGCCAGUCACCAUUUAUGUAGCAUCUCUGGCAGCCCUCUGUGUCCAGGGUAGCUACACGGAGGGCUGCUCUGUUGUGUAAAAUAAUGUACAGAUGUGUGUGUUCCCCCUCAAAGCUGAGCUGAUGGAGUGUGUGCAUGGCUCGGUAUGAUCAUCCACUGUAGCAAUGCUACUUGAGGUUUAGUGCAUGACCCUUGACACCUGAUCCUCCUACCCACCCCUGCCUGUGCCCCGUCCCAAACAGCAUCCUUGCCCUUGCCUAUCUAGGCCUAUGGUGCCCAGUGCUUUGGGAAACACAAGCAGACACAAACACAUAACAGUGUAAACACUUUAAUAUAAGAUUGAACAUAGCGCACAUUACAUUACACAACCACACAGGCACACACCAACCUUCCAGAUAGCCUACAGUGUAUGUGUGUGUAUCAGUUACUAGUGUGUCUACUGUGAAUAUACUGUCGCUGAUGCAAAGGUCAACUUGGUGUUCCUAACUUCCAUGGCCGACACAGAAAGGCCUCCACUCACUCUGCACACAGUAGGCAAGUUCUACAAAGAUCUAAGAGCGUUAUUCUCCGAAAAUAACCUUCGUGACCAUACCUCUGGCAUCUGUAACCAACAACAUUUCUAGAACCUUCUACAACCUUUACAGCAUGUGUGUCUGUGCUAGGGCUGGGUGGUGCUUCGGGUGCUUUAUGGGUGGCACAUCCCAGACACACACACACACACAGUACACCAUGAGCAGAAGAAAAGCUAAGUCAAACAGGAGAUGUACCACUUGCUUACUUAGUCAGGAGACGCUCCCUCCCCCCAUGUUCCCAUGUUCAGAGAUCCUCACUUCAGCCCUGCCAUCUUUGUAAGCCAACCCUACCCCCCCCCCCCCCAACCUUUUUUCCCCAUGUCACACUUUGACCCCUGACGUCUGACCCUGUAGUAAUCUGGCUUCUAGUUGUUAGUGGGUAUUUUUUCCUGUGUAUUCCAUUUUGAAUUGUAAUCUAGUUUGUAUAAGAAAUGGUGCGCAUGUAAAUAAAGGCUGGUGCAGACCCACUCUC
Hypomesus transpacificus is the source of this 6203-nucleotide messenger RNA. RefSeq names its product forkhead box O3b (gene foxo3b). Gene Ontology annotation, cellular component: mitochondrial matrix; nucleus. The coding region runs from base 716 to 2710 and encodes 664 amino acids. Gene Ontology annotation, biological process: regulation of transcription by RNA polymerase II. NCBI's taxonomy places the organism in Eukaryota, Metazoa, Chordata, Actinopteri, Osmeriformes, Osmeridae. Gene Ontology annotation, molecular function: DNA-binding transcription factor activity, RNA polymerase II-specific; RNA polymerase II cis-regulatory region sequence-specific DNA binding. The transcript has 4 exons. The record is from RefSeq and is a predicted model, not a curated record.